AUGGAAGAAAUUUUUGCAGCUGAGAUUGCAAAAUCCCUUUUAGGGAAGUUAGGCUCUUUUGCUGUUCAAGAAUUUCGUUUGGCAUGGGGACUUAAAGAUGACCUUGCACGUCUUGAAGAGAUAUUGAAAGCCAUCAACGUGGUGCUGUCCGAUGCUGAGAAGCAACAAUCAAAGAAUGACAGGAUUCGGCUCUGGCUCCAUAUGCUCAGAGAAGUCUUGUAUGAUGCAGAGGACGUGCUGGACGAAAUCGAGUGCGAAACUUUGCAAAGGCAGGUGGUGAAAACUAAAGGGAGCACCAGCAGAAAGGUACGACGCUUCUUUUCAAGCUCUAAUAAGAUUGCACUCCGUUUAAGAAUGGGUCAUAAGAUAAAGAGCAUCAUAGAAAGACUAGCCGAGAUUUCAUCUCUUAAGUCUGACUUCAACCUCAGCGAGCAGACUAUUGAUUGUAGUCAUGUCUUGCAUGAUGAAACAGAGAUGAACCGAUCCUUUGAGAGCUUUUCCGUUGGAAUGGGAGGACUGGGGAAGACAUCUCUUGCCAAAUCGGUGUGUGAUGCUGAAAAUGUAAAAAGUCAUUUUGAACGGAAGAUGGAGGUAUGCGUUUCAGAUGAUUUUUCCUUAAAACAAGUGAUACAAAAGAUUAUUAAAUCUGCAACUGGGGAAAGAUGUGCGGACUUGGAUGGGGGUGAACUAAUACAAAAACUUGAAGCGAUUCUGAAUGGUAGGAAAUACUUGCUUCUUUUGGAUGAUGUUUGGAAUGAAGAUGCUCAAAAAUGGUUGUUGUUGAAGCCUCUGUUAUCAAAAGGUGCUGAUGGAAGUAAGAUUAUAGUGACUACCCGUGGUCAGCGUGUUGCUGAGAUUAUGGGUACUGUCAAUACUGCAUACAACCUUAGUCUUCUUGGUCAAGAGGACUGCCUGUCGUUGUUUUACAAGUGUGCAUUCAAGGAAGGGCAAAUGGAGUUGUAUCCAAAUUCGGUUGGAAUUGGGAAAGAAAUAGUGGCAAAAUGCAAGCAAGUUCCUCUGGCAGUGAUUAACAUGGGGACUCAACUGUAUGGUAAAACUGAUGAAACAGAGUGGAAAUCGGUGAGAGAUAGUGAGAAGUGGGGAGAAGAGGGAGAUGGUAUUUUACCUGCCUUGAAAAUAAGCUAUCAAAGACUGCCGCCUCACUUGAAAAGAUGCUUUCUUUAUUGUUCGGUUUUUCCAAAAGAUUACCUAUUCAUGGAUCUCGUAUUGGUGCAAUUUUGGAUGGCACAAGGGCUCAUUCUUCAAUCAUCAAAUCCAAAUGAGAAGUUGGAAGAUGUUGGCUUGCGUUAUGUGCGCGAGUUGAUCUCAAGAUGUUUCUUCCAAGAUUACGAGGAUAGGAUAGUUAUAGCUUACUUUAAAAUGCAUGAUUUAAUGCAUGAUCUUGCAUCAUCAUUGGCUCAAAAUGAGUUUUCAAUCAUAAGCUCUCAAAACCACCGAUUUUCCAAAACGACCCGUCAUUUGUCAGUCAUCGACUCUAAUUCUUUUUUUCAUCGAAUUCUCCCCAAGUUUUCAAACGAGUUCGACCAUGUGCGGUCAAUCCUCUUUGCAGAUAGUAUAGUGGGGCCUACAUGCAAAACAGACUUUGAGAAAUGUUUGUCAGGAUUCAAGCAUUUGCGGUCUUUGGAAUUAAUGGAUGAUUCUGAAUUUAAGGAUUUUCCGGAGAGGAUUGGCGCCUUGAAACAUUUGAGAUAUCUCCAUUUUUUUUGGAACACAGAAAUGACAAGACUCCCGAAAUCUCUUUUCAAAUUGCAAAAUUUGCAAGCUCUGGUUACGGGUGCAAAAGGAUUAGAAGAGUUGCCCGAAGAUGUGAGGUUUACUGCUGUGAGGGUCCCGUCGGCAAGGAUCUUGUACAACAACUAG
Messenger RNA from Populus nigra (black poplar), 1881 nucleotides. Its product is annotated as disease resistance protein RGA2-like. The coding region runs from base 1 to 1881 and encodes 626 amino acids. The record is from RefSeq and is a predicted model, not a curated record. Gene Ontology annotation, biological process: defense response to other organism. The transcript is spliced from 3 exons. Gene Ontology annotation, molecular function: ADP binding. Lineage: Eukaryota; Viridiplantae; Streptophyta; Magnoliopsida; Malpighiales; Salicaceae.